AUGAGUAACAAGAUUAUAAAACUGGCAAAAGAACUGGAACUAGAACUGGAUGAGAAUGACAUGGAGGAGUUGAUUGAGUCUCAAGAAGAAACGUUGAAUGAGGAUCUGAUUGAGCUGCUUGCUGCAGAUUGCAGAUUAAGAAAGGGCAACUUUGAUACCCAAGAAUGCUUGAAAGUCCACCAGCACCAAGAGGUGCACAUCUUCCUUAACCUUCUAGAGGAUAGCUACCUGCAGCAAUUCUUUGCCACCGAUCUAUGCUUUCAAAUCUCUGAUAAGUAUCUCUUGGCUGUGGCCCUGAUUUAUUUCCAAAGAGCUGGCCUGGAGCUCAGCGAAUAUACCCACAGCAACCUCUUUGUAGCCUUGUAUCUAGCUAAUGACAUGGAGGAAGACAGAGAGGACCCCAAGUAUGAGAUUUUGCCCUGGGCCCUAGGCAGGGGCUGGUGGAAACUCAUGCCCAGCUUCCUUCGUCGGAGGGACCAGCUGUGGGCCUGGAUGGGCUACCAGGCAGCUGUGAGCCGGCACUGUUGUGAAGAGGUCAUGGCAAGGGAACCAUCCCAUUGGGCCUGGACCAGGGAACGGCCUGCCCACCUUGGAGGGGCUUGUCGAGGCUCCCCCCAGGGAGACCAGAGCUGUUCUGCCAUCCUGUUCCAUCUCUCAGAUCUCUCUCCACUGGGCUGCUCCGUUUGUGGCUGCUGGGUCCGGUGGGGCCAUUCUCCAUUUUCUCCCAGACAGCCAUCCCCCACACAGAACUCCCUUAAACAGCAUCUCCCCCCCCAGCAGCAGUACCCCAAACAGCCUCCUCCAGCUCAGUCCCUUCCCAUUCUUUCGUUGGCCCCUUGGCCCAGGAACUUUUUCCUCAUUCUCCCUCCAAAGCUGCAGCUAGAACCUGGGACCUACACUUUGCAGAUCCUGCCAGAGCUGGCUGCUGCUGUCUCCCCUGGUUCCUGGCAGUCAGUGGGAUAA
This is a messenger RNA of Trichosurus vulpecula (common brushtail), 963 nucleotides long. RefSeq names its product speedy protein C-like. The record is from RefSeq and is a predicted model, not a curated record. NCBI's taxonomy places the organism in Eukaryota, Metazoa, Chordata, Mammalia, Diprotodontia, Phalangeridae. Gene Ontology annotation, molecular function: protein kinase binding. Gene Ontology annotation, biological process: positive regulation of cyclin-dependent protein serine/threonine kinase activity.